Messenger RNA from Magnolia sinica, 1450 nucleotides. RefSeq names its product probable N-acetyltransferase HLS1. The transcript has 3 exons. NCBI's taxonomy places the organism in Eukaryota, Viridiplantae, Streptophyta, Magnoliopsida, Magnoliales, Magnoliaceae. The coding region runs from base 133 to 1326 and encodes 397 amino acids. The record is from RefSeq and is a predicted model, not a curated record. Gene Ontology annotation, molecular function: acyltransferase activity, transferring groups other than amino-acyl groups.
GGAGGCUAUGUUAGCCCCAUUCAUCUCCCUUUCAUCUGUUUCAACCCUUCUUUUUUUUUUUUCCUUUAAAAAAUAUAUAUAUAUAUUUUUUUAGUGCUGCUGUUUCUCUUUGCUGUUUGCUGUAGAUGAGAGAUGGAUGUUCACCACAAAAACAACAAGCCCCUCCUUAUUAGGGAAUUCAACGAAGAGAGGGACUUGAAGAUGGUAGAGAGGCUAGAGAGGAAUUGUGAGAUUGGGUCUAGGAAAGGCCUCUCUAUCCUUACUAACAUGAUGGGGGAUCCCUUAUGUAGGAUUAGGCUCUACCCAACUCAUGUUAUGAUGGUUGCUGAGCUGGUCCAAACUGGGGAGGUUGUUGGGGUGGUCAGAGGUUGCAUGAAGUGUGUGGGGACUGGCUUAGGUGCAUCACAUGUCAAGAUGGGUUGUAUCCUUGGUCUUAGAGUAUCUCCUAAGCACAGGCGAAUGGGAAUCGGUUUGAAGCUAGUAAAAUCAGUUGAAGAGUGGGCCAUAAGAAAUGGGGCUCAAUACAUAUAUCUAGCCACAGAGAAGAACAACGUAGCGUCUACGAAUCUCUUCACGCUCAAAUGCAAUUACUUGAAAUUAACCUCCCUAGUCAUACUAGUCCAACCGAUAAUUUCUCAUGCUACCGAUCCUUCUCCAGACAUCCGAAUAGAGAAGUUAAGCAUCGAGCAAGCAGUUUCAUUGUACAAGGCCAGGCUUGGCAGCAAGGACUUCUUUCCGGUCGACAUCGACGCAAUCCUCCGUGAAAAGCUGAGUAUGGGGACAUGGGUGUCAUUUUUCAAGGAAGAGGAAUGGAUUGGUUUGCAUUGCAAUAAGAAGAAUGAUUUGUUCACUGGAAAAACUCCUAGCUCUUGGGCUGUUCUAAGCAUAUGGAAGACAUAUGAAGCUUACAAGCUUCAAAUAAGAGGGGCCCACCUACUUAGAGUUUUUUACACUACCCUAAGCAAUAUGGGAGCUAAGGUUUUCCCAUGCCUUAAAAUACCGUUGCUUUGUGAGAUACCCUACAAGCCCUUUGGCUUUCUCUUCUUGUAUGGGCUGCAUGGGGAGGGAGAGAGAGUGGGGGAGCUUUUCAAAUCUCUGUGGUGCUUUGCAUACAAUCUAGGCCGGAAGGUGAAGGAUUGCAAGGUGGUUGUCACUGAAUUAGGAAUGUGUGACCCUUUAUUGGGCCAUGUCCCACAUGGGCCAUCCAUGUCUUGCAUUGAUGAUCUUUGGUGCUUCAAGAGAGUCGAUGGCGUGAUUGACGAUCAGGGCCGUUGGAUCGGCAUGCAAUCGUUGGCACGUGUGUUUGUUGAUCCAAGAGAAUUCUAAGGUUAGUUGUUAAGUGGUGUUUGUUAGACAUGAACAUGUAUUUUAGGUUUACAUAUGCAGUGUAAUGAUAAUGGCUUGUAUGCUCUAUAAGAUGUUGACCAAAAUACAGUGUUUCUAGUUUCAA